This is a messenger RNA of Drosophila gunungcola (fruit fly), 2021 nucleotides long. RefSeq lists its product as uncharacterized. The transcript is spliced from 9 exons. The coding region runs from base 244 to 1905 and encodes 553 amino acids. The record is from RefSeq and is a predicted model, not a curated record. Lineage: Eukaryota; Metazoa; Arthropoda; Insecta; Diptera; Drosophilidae.
CAGAGUCGUUGGUCAGUCAGUCGGGAGUUGUGCAGUCGGAAGCUUGGAACCUGAAAUCGUUGGUCCAGAAAUUUGUAGGGCGGUCUUGGAAUAGUGUUCCACAAAAGUGCUUAUAAAUUGCCAAACCCUUUUAGUAACUCAGAAGCGUGACUUUCGAGACUAGCGGCUGGUUCGAAAGUUUUGAAUACUCAAAAGAAGAUUUAUCCGAACAUUGCUCUAAAAGGAAAUCAUAAAGACCGCAAGAUGGCACUGGAGACAGAGACGGCGGCGGGAGCCAAAGAUCAGCAUCAGCGCGACCAUAUCGACGAGGAUGAAGUCAGCGAACUGCAGAAGACGCGCAGCUUCUACGAUCGGGUUCGCGAGCAGGCGGAGCGAUUUGCCAGCACGAAAAUUGGCCAAUUUGUGAUCGAACGUGCGGAUCGGGCCCUGGUUAUGAUCGAGGAUACGGCCAAGUGGAGUUUGCCGCAGGAGAAAUCUGGCACUCCCUUGGAACGACCUUUGCCAUGGGGUCCUUUUCUGCUGCUCAUCAUCCUGCUGCGACUCACUCGCAUUUGGUUGUCGUUGGGAGCCCUGAUGACCGGCAAUGGUCCCAUAUCCCCCUCCGACAUGGUCUACUUCAUUCAGACCCGACGACGCAAGCUGCGAGCCAUCCGAGCUCAUGGCCAGAAGGUCAUAAGGCACCGCCAGCAGGAGGUAUCGUACGGCAGUGGCAAGGGUCUGACCCAGAAGCUAACCCAGUGGUUUUCCCGGGCCAUGUGCCGUCCAGGAGUUCAGCAGGACAACAGCACUCGGCGGGUGUUUGUGCGCCACUCGGAGCAAGGUCUUACCAACUCCCCGGUCGUGAAGCGUCCGCGGGAGGAGGACUCCAAUGCCGAUCCCGAUCAUAACCUAACCAUUGACCAGAUGCUGGCCAAGUACGCCAACGAGAACUCCGAGGAUGACUCCGACUUUGUGCCCAACGAAGAGGAGGAUGGAAGCAGCAGCAGCACCAGCGAGGACAGCGAUUCCGAGACCCACUCCAGCGAGGGACUGAGCAGCGACGAGGUGGAGAAGCUUGUUGAGCAGGCCAAGCAGAAACCAGCUGGUGCGGUGGUGGAAAACGGAGUGCACAAGGCCGAGGAGAAGGAAAACGAUAAGGGCAAACUGAACGUAACGACAACCAGCAAUGGCAACAACGACAAGGAGCAGGCGGAAGUUGCAGCUGGCCAGCGGGAUGAGGAGUGGAAGUCUUCGCCAGGACACAUGAGUGCCGCCAUGAUGAACACCCGUCUGUACAAUAACGCCGCUGCUGCAGUAUUCUGUCUCUGUUUUGUUACUCCGUGCAUGUGUUCAAACACAACAGCCAGCACUGAUCCCGCGCCAAAAGCAGAGCCCGAAACCGAUCCUGAACCCCCAACCGAAAUCCCAUCCCAAUCCCAAACCGAAAAUGAAGAAUCCGACGAUGAAGAGGACGAUAGUUGCAGCACCAGUGGCAGCAGUCAAACCGGCAGCACAGUCCACCAAAGGGAUGUCGAAGUCAACGAGACCCAGCCAGAUCCCCAAGCCGCACAGAUCCUUGAGGCUGCCACACAACUAUCCAACUAUCCCACAGUCGACACCCUAACUCCUGCCACCUCCUCCGAAGACAUUUUCUAUAGCCCUAUCGGUUCACCCACUUGCUUCAAUACUAGCCUAGGAACCCAGGCUCUCCUCAAGAAAGCCAGCAUCCAAUCCGUCCUGGCCCACUCCACCCCCACAUCGGAGCCGAAAGAUCAACCCACUGAAAUGGUGAACACCUCAACUGCCCAAACACCAGAACCGGAGCCACCAAAACCCCAGAAAGAAGUGCAUCAGCAAAAUCAGCAACAGCCCCAGCGUCAGCGCAAUCAUUCCCACCAACGCUACCGUGGACGCAAUCGGCGCUAGACCCUGGAUAUAUCCAUGUCAUGUCGUUCCAUUUUCCGCCUAGCCAGCUAGCAUUUUCCUAUUUUUUUACAUUCCCAUAUUGUUAGUGAAUACUGCGAGUAAAUCUCUGAACUUAA